Exophiala viscosa is the source of this 1482-nucleotide messenger RNA. RefSeq names its product cytochrome P450. The transcript has 3 exons. The record is from RefSeq and is a predicted model, not a curated record. Lineage: Eukaryota; Fungi; Ascomycota; Eurotiomycetes; Chaetothyriales; Herpotrichiellaceae. Gene Ontology annotation, molecular function: monooxygenase activity; heme binding; iron ion binding. Bases 1 to 1482 code for a protein of 493 amino acids.
AUGUUGUCUAUCUACUCAAUACUCCUGCUGCUUGGACUUUUCGUGGUCGCCAUCGUGCGCAAGCGAUGGUUUCAUCCGCUCAGCAAAUUCCCCGGGCCAUUUUUGGCUUCUCAGACAGACCUAUGGAGAGUCUACCACCUUUGGACUCGGCGUAUGCCUGAGAAUCUGAUCAAACUGCACGAGAAAUACGGACCCGUCGUGCGAUACGGGCCCAAUGAUCUGAGCUUCCACGGUGUAGCUGCUAUUAAUCCAAUCUACAAAUCAGGACGGAAAGUCUCCAGGAGCAACUUCUACGACGGAUUCACGACCUUCCACCCAAACCUAUUUGGAAUGCGCGAUGAAGAGCUUCAUGCUAAGCGUCGACGACAGAUGGCCCAUAGCUUCUCGGUGGCUUCUCUGUCACAAAUGGAAUCGAUCUUCCAUCGUCGUAUCAACCAUCUCGUUGAUGUCAUCGACUCAUACGGGCCCAGACCAUUCGAUCUCAAAGAGCUCUUGGCAUACUAUACCUACGAUCUGAUGGGAGAACUUAUCUUCAAUGCCGAGUUCGGAUCCAUGGCAGCACAAGACCCAGACAAUCUACCUCCUAUCAAUGAGCACAUUUUCCUAGGAUGCAUGUACGGUAUGCUUCCCUCGCUACUGCCUUACAGCAUGCAACUCGCUCCACACAUUCCUCUUCCAUGGCUGCAAGACCUUUUGAAGAGCAGGAAGACCUUACGUGACCAGACGGCAAAACAUGUGGCCGAGGAGUUCGCAAAGGAAAAGAGCGAGGAAAGGCAUAAUAUCCUUGCCAGGCUGAUGGAGGCUCGUGACCCAGAAACAGGGGAAGAACUCACUGAAGCCCAGAUCAGCUCGGAAGCAUUUGCAUUCUUGGUUGCUGGCUCUCACACCACAUCGGGUACACUAACAUUGCUGUUCUACCACUUGCUGCACAAUUCAGUAUCUGCGAAGAAUCUCACAGAAGAACUGAACACGUCACUUCAGCUUCCUGCCACCGGAAAUAAACCGUUGCCGGCAUACUCGCGGCUGGAGAUGCAACUGCCAUACGCCACAGCUUGCAUCCGCGAAAACUACCGCGUCACUCCUGUCUUCACAAUGCCAUUGCCACGUGCGAUCAUUGAGCCCGGUGGUACGGUCAUCGACGGCCAUCACGUUCCCCAAGGUGCAAAUGUUGCUAUCGUGAACGAGGUCCUUCAGCACAACGCAUCUGCCUGGGGCGAGGAUCACGAUAAUUUCCGACCAGAGAGGUGGCUCGACUCGGACAACAAGCUCUCUCCAAAUGAUCUGCUGCCUUUUGGCGCCGGCCAUCGUGCGUGCAUUGGACGAAAUAUAGCCAGUAUGAGUGUACUCAAGGUCCUGACAACGCUAUGGAGACGAUACGAGCUGGAGGCUGUGGACCCGGCCGAGGAGCUGAUCGUCGAAACUGUAGGUAUUGGCGAGAAGAAGGGAUCUUUGAUGGUUAGGGCGAAGCUCAGGCCUCAGUAG